Tuber melanosporum (Perigord truffle) is the source of this 2104-nucleotide messenger RNA. RefSeq lists its product as uncharacterized. Lineage: Eukaryota; Fungi; Ascomycota; Pezizomycetes; Pezizales; Tuberaceae. Gene Ontology annotation, cellular component: nucleus; cytosol. The coding region runs from base 401 to 1726 and encodes 441 amino acids. Gene Ontology annotation, molecular function: pantothenate kinase activity; ATP binding. The record is from RefSeq and is a predicted model, not a curated record. The transcript is spliced from 9 exons. Gene Ontology annotation, biological process: coenzyme A biosynthetic process.
CUGAAAGGAAAAGGAAAAACCCUAACCUCGUCCCUACUCAUCUCAUUCCUUCCAAAAGUCCGGUAAUAAUACGGUAAGGUAGAGUAACUGUCAAAUGACUACAACUUCUCCACACCCGUUUUCCCCAGUCGCGCCUUCUUCCAUCUGUUUCUGUCCUCGUCCCUUGCUAAGCCGUUCAACCUGUGCCGUUUUGCGCCUCUGGAACUACGCCUCCAACUGCUAUCAUACCCGGAUUGUUGCGCGAGCAAACACCCUUCCACCUUACCCAACCCAUCCCCCAACCAUCCUCCCAACCGUUUAGCUCUUUCCCGGUCCCCUAGGGCCCUGGGGCUUGGCCCGUCCUCUGCUGCCAUCUUAAAGGCGGUGAGAUCCCUCGGGAGACACCAUACAAACAAUCGCAAUGGACACUAUUUCACCGGACGAGUCUCAGUCUGAUGUUGCUCCAAAGGGAAUCGCGAAUAGUCAGAGAAAGAAUAAAGCAUUCGAGCAAUUGGAUCGCCCCGGCUCAGUUCGUAUUAAUGUGCAAGGAGCUUUUAUAGUGGACGACGAUUCAUCCACCCCUCCUCGAAGCGGCUCUCCUCCACGCUCUACCGGACCGAGCGAGACCAAAGACAUCCGUCUACCGCACCACAAGGCUGGAGUAUCGCACAUUGCCGUUGAUAUUGGCGGUUCACUGGCAAAGUGCGUCUAUUUCACUCGAGAUCCCAGUGGUCAGGGUGGAAAGCUGAGCUUCAAGAAUUUCGAAACCGAGUAUAUCGACGACUUGAUUGGCUUCAUGGAUAGUCUUGUUAAUGGAAAGCGCUCGGGACAGGGCCAUUGCAUGGUGAACAAGAGGGACCGUCUGCACAUCAUGGCCACUGGGGGAGGCGCAUACAAAUACUACGACAAAAUUAAGGAGGCAUUAGGAGUGGAGAUCUAUAGAGAAGAUGAGAUGGAAUGUUUGAUAGUUGGUCUUGAUUUCUUCAUCACCGAGAUUCCCGAUGAGGUUUUCACAUACAGCGAAGAAGACCCCAUGCAAUUCGCUGAGCGACGAGUAGACAUCUAUCCCUACUUGCUGGUGAACAUUGGUUCCGGCGUUAGCAUGAUCAAAGUUUCGGGCCCUCAACAGUUUCAGAGGAUUGGCGGUUCAUCGCUUGGUGGCGGGACCCUGUGGGGCCUUCUGUCGCUUUUGACAUCGGCAAGAUCGUUUGAUGAAAUGUUGGGGAUGGCCGAAAAGGGCGACAAUGCCAAGGUUGAUAUGCUUGUAGGUGACAUAUAUGGUGGCGGAUACGGCCGGAUAGGCUUGAAAUCCUCCACUAUUGCCAGUAGUUUUGGUAAGGUUUUCAAGAAGCAGGUAGAAUCCGGGACGGAAUACUCUCCGGAGCCCUCCACCGCCAACGGAAAGAACAGAGGCUUCGAGCCCGAGGACAUCAGCCGGAGUUUGCUCUACGCAGUCAGUAACAACAUUGGACAAAUUGCAUACCUUCAGGCCCAGAACCAUGGCCUUGAACACAUCUACUUUGGCGGUUCCUUUAUUCGAGGCCACAAACAAACCAUGAACACCCUCUCCUACGCCAUCAAAUUCUGGUCCAAGGGCGAAAAGAAGGCAUACUUCCUCAGACACGAAGGGUACCUAGGCUCCGUCGGCGCAUUCAUUCGUCGACAGCCCAGAAAUUGGGGUCGUCGGUAUAGUGCCGGUGACGAACACCCGUAUCCGGGCAUCCGCUUCAACGAUAAAGAGGUUUGAGUACAGCGCUGGUACCACUUCCUUCCUGAAAACGAUAUAUAUCAUCAAGUUAGAGGGUUGAUCUUUUUUUCUUUUCUUCUUUCUUUCUUUUUUAUCGGAAUAAUCCGUUGUUCGUAUGGCGUUGGCAUGCUUAUUUAAUCCUCUACAAUUUCUUCCUCUACAAUUUCUUCGCCUCUCCUCAUCCUUCCCUUUUUUUUUUUUCACUCGCUAAGAUGAAUUACAACGACUUGUAUGAUAGGCCAGUGAAUCGCUUCCUGCCUAUCUACCUAGCAUAUUAUCCUGGUUCAACAUCUUGAUUGUGUGCAUAUAUGUAUGUGGAAUGUUCGAGCUUGGCCAGAGCAGAACAGAGGAGAUAAUAAUAUUAUUAUAUAUCUAGGA